GAAGAAUCGUAACGGAAGGAAAGCGUUCCCCUUCCUGGGUGAUGUUAAUUUAAGCUAAAUAAACACGACAUAAUGACAUUGAAAUAUAUUUCUACUAUUUCUGCUGGUUCACAUCGGUUUCUAUACAGCACAAGGUAGUUGUCCAGCCCGGGAAACACGUUGUAAAACGCGGCUGUACCAAAAAAACAAAGGAUGGCGUUUCCGUGUGUGCGACUGUGCACUCCGUACAGAAUCACAGGGCUUCAAGUCUGUGGUUAUGCAACACUGAGCAAAGCAUCCAAACCGCAGGAGAAAAGCAGCAGCGGUCCAGUCUUUCAGUAUGUUGGCCAGCACAAAAAACCAAACCACAAAGUGUUUGUAUGGGGCUUUAGCUUCACCGGUGCUCUGGGUAUCCCCAGCUUUGUAGUGCCGGACAGCGGCAGGAAGAAGCCCCGCAAAUACCAGCUCACUCCUUACCGCCUGGAGACUGCAGAGCAGAUCUCUUCUGCUGCUUGUGGUUACGGCUUCUCUCUCAUCGCGUCCUCGACUAAAGAUGUGACCAAGCUGUGGGGCAUGGGCCUGAACAAGGACUCUCAGCUGGGCUUCCAGCGCACCCAGCACAGCCGCCAUCAGGGUUAUGACUAUGUGUUGGAGCCCUCGCCUGUGGCUCUGCCUCUCGUUGAGCCUCUGCAGACCAGAGUGGUACAGGUUGCAUGCGGCCGGGCUCACUCUCUGGUCCUCACUGACCAAGAAGGAGUUUUCAGCAUGGGCAACAAUUCCUACGGUCAGUGUGGAAGGCGGAUAGUCGAAGAUGAAGUCUACAGUGGCAGUCACAUCAUUCACAAGAUUGGAGGCUUCAGCAGCAGCAGGGUCAUCCAGGUGGCGUGUGGACAGGAUCACAGCCUUUUCCUCACAGAGGCGGGGAAGGUGUACGCGUGUGGAUGGGGCGCAGAUGGACAGACGGGUCUGGGACACCACAAAGUCAGCUCCAGUCCGGUGGAAGUGGGAGGGGAUCUGGCAGGGGUGGAGGUGCAGCAGAUCAGCACGUACGGAGACUGCAGCCUGGCCGUGUCCAGAGAUGGACAGCUAUACGGAUGGGGCAACUCUGAAUACCUGCAGCUGGCCUCGGUCACAGAGGCCACACAGAUCAACUCUCCUCGUCAUCUUCCUCUGAAAGGCUGCGGGAAGGUGGUUCAGGCAGCAUGUGGUGGCACACAGGUGGCCAUAAUUAACGAAAAAGGAGAGGUGUUUGUAUGGGGCUUCGGCAUUCUUGGAAAAGGCCCAAAGCUAUCAGAGUCGUCCAUUCCUGAGAUGAUUCCCUCCACACUGUUUGGAAAAUCAGAGUUCAACCCAUCGGUAGCUGUCACCAGCAUCAGAUGUGGCCUCAACCAUUUUGCUGCAGUAACAGAUCGAGGCGAGCUCUUCGUUUGGGGGAAGAAUGUGAGAGGUUGUUUGGGCAUCGGGAAGAGAGAUGACCAGUACUUCCCAUGGCGAGUGACUGUGCCAGGUCAAGUGGUGGACGUAGCGUGUGGUGUUGACCAUAUGGUGGCGCUGGUGAAGUCCCUCCUGUGAGCUCCUGCCCCCCCCCCCCCCGCCCACCCCCUCCAGCAGCGGAUGAAAGGCUGGAUGUUUGGCUGAGCCUCCCGCUGACCACCGGGCGCCUCAGGGAGCUGAUCGGGGCUGCUCUGGAGUCUUGAAGCCAGCUGCUCUCCACGGGUGACGGUCCCUCGUGUCCCUCCGACCUACGGUGACGUCAAACAGUGUGCAGAGCAGUCGAUUAUGCAGCUAACUGUCACUGACACAGCUCACGUUAUCCUGCAUGAAGGUCAUAUGGUAAAAGGGUAUUUUCAUGGAUUUAUUUUUGUAUUUUUGGCCAUCAUGUUAACAUUUCACCCACCGAGUUAAUUGCUGCUAUCUGGGAAGUAAAAAGAACUUUGGUGAGUACAAUGUAACAUAACUAAUAGAUGACGGCCAAAACUAUGAAAAUAAGACCCAAGUUGUAAUAAACGGGACAAGCUUCUUACCAGAAAACACUGUUAGCUUUCAAGUGGUUAAAACCUUGAAAUGUGGUUGUUUUGCCUGUACAUGAGAAAAUGAAUAUGAGAGAAAUGUGCUCAGUGAAUGAAGUGACUCACUGUGGAACCAACAGACUCAUGCGGUUUGAAAUCUUUGUAGGCCUGUGAAAUGUUUGUAAAAAGAACAUUUUGCCAUUUGAAAAGCCAGUGACAGCAAAACACACACACACACACACACACACACACACACACACAAAAGAUUAUCUCCCCGCCAACAGCAAAUAGAGGUGAAGGCACUCUGCCAUGUAGAAAACAGGUUUUCAGAAUCAAUUUUGCAACAUGAACUUGUGUGUCAUCAGAAAUGCGUGCAUGCUCUGCAUAUGAAAGCUCAUCAGCAGAAGCAGAAAGCGUCAAUUAUGGCAUCCUUUCAGCUUGAAUGGAUGUUGAUUGUCAUUAUAUUGCAAUAUGAAUCUAAUGCAUCAGCAGAAAAGUGACUUGAGACAGGUAGUUUUAUUUAGUUUUUCAUGUCGUGUGAGUCUGGAUGUACUGGAGGAGAAACCCACCUUACCCACAAUGUUAAACUCACAUUAUGCACUGAAGAAAAUGUCAAAAUAUCAAAAUAAAUGUAUAUUUUUAUUUACUGA
Messenger RNA from Thunnus maccoyii (southern bluefin tuna), 2638 nucleotides. RefSeq names its product RCC1 like (gene rcc1l). The coding region runs from base 193 to 1551 and encodes 452 amino acids. The transcript is spliced from 12 exons. The record is from RefSeq and is a predicted model, not a curated record. NCBI's taxonomy places the organism in Eukaryota, Metazoa, Chordata, Actinopteri, Scombriformes, Scombridae.